GUCGGUCCGUUAGCGGGUUCCGGUUGUGUUUUUUUUUUUAUAUAGCUGAAAAAGUAAAUUAGAUACUUUUAUAUAUUUCUGAUGGCGAACAGGACGGUCAAAGACGCAAACAGCAUUCAUGGCACCAACCCGCAGUAUCUGGUGGAGAAGAUUAUCCGAACCAGAAUCUAUGAGUCCAAAUACUGGAAGGAAGAAUGUUUCGGACUCACGGCUGAGCUGGUUGUGGAUAAAGCCAUGGAGCUGAAGUAUGUGGGUGGAGUUUUUGGUGGGAACAUCAAGCCCACACCUUUCCUCUGCCUCAUACUGAAGAUGCUACAAAUUCAGCCUGAGAAAGACAUCAUUGUUGAGUUCAUCAAAAAUGAGGAUUUCAAAUACGUUCGAUUACUUGGGGCGACGUACAUGAGGCUGACAGGGACUGCAGUGGAUUGUUACAAAUACCUGGAGCCGCUGUACAAUGACUACCGAAAAGUUAAGAGUCAGAACCGAAAUGGAGAGUUUGAGCUGACGCAUGUGGACGAGUUCAUCCAUGAGCUCCUUCAUGCUGAACGAAUGUGUGACAUCAUCUUGCCCAGACUUCAGAAGCGGCAGGUCCUGGAAGAGAUGGAGAUGCUCGAUCCACGUGUCAGCGCUCUAGAAGAAGACCUGGAUGAGGUGGAGAGCAGCGAAGAAGAUGAUGAGGAAGAGGAGAAGCCAGAGAGACUCCAGACCCCUGAACCCCACAGACGCGGUUACCGUGACAACGACAGGCCCCGUCGCUCGCCGUCUCCAAGAUACCGACGCAGCCGCUCCCCCAGACGGAGGAGCAGAACCCCAAAGAGGCGAAGCCCGUCGCCCCGUAGAGACCGCCAUCGCAGUAAGAGCCCCCGACGACACCGCAGCAGGUCCAGAGACCGACGGCACCGCUCCAAAUCCCCGGGUCACCACAGGAGCCACAGACAUCGCAGCCACUCAAAGUCUCCUGAAAGGAGUUCCAAAAAGAGUCACAAGAGGAGUCGACGGGGAAACGACUGAGCUUCUUUUUCUUUUAUCUGUAGAGAUCAAAGUCUCGUCUUUCAUUCAUUAAUAAUUAAAAUGUUUUUGAACAUUGAAAAUCUCUUCAUGU
This is a messenger RNA of Thalassophryne amazonica, 1102 nucleotides long. RefSeq names its product pre-mRNA processing factor 38A (gene prpf38a). Gene Ontology annotation, cellular component: precatalytic spliceosome. The record is from RefSeq and is a predicted model, not a curated record. The coding region runs from base 82 to 1011 and encodes 309 amino acids. NCBI's taxonomy places the organism in Eukaryota, Metazoa, Chordata, Actinopteri, Batrachoidiformes, Batrachoididae. The transcript has 10 exons.